Molecule: messenger RNA, 1137 nt
Organism: Brachypodium distachyon (stiff brome)
Lineage: Eukaryota; Viridiplantae; Streptophyta; Magnoliopsida; Poales; Poaceae
Product: stem-specific protein TSJT1
Exons: 5
Coding region: 112-834 (240 amino acids)
Source: RefSeq, a predicted model, not a curated record
CUUGCUCCGUUCGAUCGAUCCCAAGGACCGUGGAAGGCCACACACACCGGAGCUGAAAAUCCUAUCAAUAAUAGAAUCCUUUUUAGAGUAUAAUUCGGUGUGUGUGUGAAGAUGUUGGCGGUGUUCAGCGGCGAGGUUGUGGAGGUGCCGGCGGAGCUGGUGGCUGCGGGCAGCCGGACGCCGUCGCCCAAGACGCGCGCGUCGGAGCUCGUGAAGCGCUUCCUCGCCGCCCCCGGCGCCGACCCCGCCGUCUCCGUCGACCUCGGCUCCCUCGGCAACCUCGCCUACUCCCACGCCAACCAGUCCCUCCUCCUCCCAAGGUCUUUCGCUGCAAAGGACGAGAUCUUCUGCCUGUUCGAGGGGGUGCUGGACAACCUGGGCCGUCUGAGCCAGCAGUAUGGGCUUUCCAAGGGCGGCAACGAGGUGGUCCUGGUGAUCGAGGCCUACAAGACGCUCCGUGACAGGGCCCCUUACCCGGCCAGCUUCAUGCUCUCCCAGCUCACCGGCAGCUACGCCUUCGUGCUCUUCGACAAGUCCACCUCCUCCCUCCUCGUCGCAUCCGAUCCUGAGGGCAAGGUGCCGCUCUUCUGGGGGAUCACGGCCGACGGCUGCGUCGCCUUCUCCGACGACAUCGACCUGCUCAAAGGGUCCUGCGGCAAGUCACUGGCGCCUUUCCCACAAGGCUGCUUCUACUGGAACGCUCUGGGAGGGCUCAAGUCGUACGAGAACCCCAAGAACAAGGUCACCGCUGUCCCCGCCAACGAGGAAGAAAUCUGCGGCGCAACCUUCAUGGUGGAAGGGUCGUCGACGGUUCUCACGGCGCCGCUGCAGUAGCGUGGUCGGUCGAUCGGCGCGGGCUCCGGGCAGCCGUACGUCGUCGUUGUUGGGCAAGCAGCAGCAGGCAGAAAACCUUUGUAGAUGGUGCGUGGUGGUGUAACAUAAUGGCGACGGGAUGGAUGCAACUGAUCUGAUCUGUACUAUGAUCUUUUUCAUAAGGUGUUCGGAUGUGUGUUUGUACUUGUGUGUGUGUGAUCUGUAUCCUAGGCUGUGUUCAAAUCGCAAUGGAUUCCAGACCGGCUGUGCCGAAUGUAACAAUGCAGCAAGUAGUGGCAACAACAAAUAAGCUUUCUUUCUCAA